Alosa alosa (allis shad) is the source of this 1304-nucleotide messenger RNA. RefSeq lists its product as uncharacterized. Gene Ontology annotation, molecular function: ubiquitin binding. Gene Ontology annotation, biological process: protein modification process; protein transport; endosome to lysosome transport. NCBI's taxonomy places the organism in Eukaryota, Metazoa, Chordata, Actinopteri, Clupeiformes, Clupeidae. The coding region runs from base 156 to 1304 and encodes 382 amino acids. Gene Ontology annotation, cellular component: ESCRT I complex. The transcript is spliced from 9 exons. The record is from RefSeq and is a predicted model, not a curated record.
AUGACAGCUUGUCCAAAGAAAUCGAAACUAGCCAGCGUGCUAAUGGCUUGCAGUAAAGUUAAAACCAUUGUGUACAUGGAUUUAUUUUCACGUUUUACUGUCUUUGACAUAAAAGCUGCCUAAGCUAUAGUGUUCUUCAUGCAAUAACACGUAACAUGGCGCGAGUAACUGCUGGUCAGGAGUAUGACACACUUGCUGAGUGCAACUACUGCUUCCCUAAUGAGGUCCUGGCUGACAUUGAGAGCGCCAUAACAACUUACACAGAUCUUAAUCUACAUGUUGAUUUUUACAGUUACCCUAAUAAUGAGAAGAAGAAGUUAGUUUACUUGGGUGGCACUAUACCUGUUGUCUAUGAAGGCAACACAUACAACAUCCCUGUUCGUAUAUGGAUCCAUGAGACGCAUCCCCAGAGUCCCCCCAAGUGCUGUGUGUGGCCCUCCGUCUUCAUGGUGAUCAACACUAAGAGCAGUUUUGUGGAUGCGAGCGGCCACGUGCAUCUUCACUGUCUGAACAACUGGAAAAUAGGCUGGUCCAGUCUGUCCAUAGUGCUGGAGGAGAUGAGGGCUGCAUUCCAAAGGGAAACUCCACUGUUCACAGCGUACCCGGUGAAGUCUGUGACCCUGUCAACGCCUGCUCUGGCCCCACUCACUGGGUCGGCUGAUGGUCAUGCCUCUUCCUCUGUUGGCCAUACUCAAACAGUACAGCUUCACCACCAAACCCAAGUGAGCCACACAGGAGCUCCUCUGCAUCUGUAUUGCAGCCUAAUAGCAACAGUGACUCUGCCCAAGAGUUCAAAGUCCAGUCAGUCCCUGGCCACCAGCGAUUCCGUCGGCGUGGUGAGACGGUCGUACACACAGGAGCUACUGGACAUGGGCAUCAUGUUUGAGGAUCCGGCGGUCAGGACGCACCACCCCACCAACCCAUUUCUGCAAAGUGCCUCUGUUCCAAACGUCGCUCCCUCUAAUCUGGAAGACGUGGACAACUUGUUCAAGAGCCUGCAACUGGAGAAAGUUGUUAACAUAUACCAGCUAGGGACCAAAGACGGUGACAUCCCAGAGGCGUGGAGGAGGCCAGGGCCAGCUGAACAGCUUCAUGAUGCCGCAGGCUUGCUGGAUGAUCAUCACACUGUGGUGGUGGAGCACCUACCCCGCGGCGUCUCCCCGAGCCGCAUGAAGAACAAGCUGACCAUCUACUUCCAGCGCAAGCACAACAGUGGCGGGGAGGUUGUGGACGUGACUUAUCCCGCCACUCUUCCGGACCAAGCCUACAUCACGUUUCGCGAUCCUAGGGGUACACACGUGUGA